Entelurus aequoreus (snake pipefish) is the source of this 3024-nucleotide messenger RNA. It is a transcript of the gene klhl17, whose product is annotated as kelch-like family member 17. The coding region runs from base 468 to 2276 and encodes 602 amino acids. Lineage: Eukaryota; Metazoa; Chordata; Actinopteri; Syngnathiformes; Syngnathidae. The transcript has 13 exons. Gene Ontology annotation, molecular function: protein binding. The record is from RefSeq and is a predicted model, not a curated record.
GCUUAAGGUCGUAUGUUUGAUUAGGAAUAAUUUACACGCCUACAGACCAAAAUUGAACAUGGCAUGUGGGAUUGUAUACUUACCUGCUUAUUUAAUUAAUGCUAAUUAGAAUUUAACUGGAUAUUAUUGGGCUCUAAUUUGAGUUGUGUUAAUGCUUUGAUAAGAGGUUGUCAACAUUCCACCUUAACGCUUCUAUGUCAGCGUUCAUACAUUUUUUGUGCAUUGACGUCAAUCGUAUACAAGGCACCAAACAGGGAUUUUCUUGAUGUUCCUAAGCUUGAGACGAAUAUGGACAGGUAGCCGGCACAGCUGCUACCGUUUCCCCUAUCAUCCUGACUGCGACAGCUGCAGAUUUUUCUCCUUCCAUCACUGCGGGAACGACACCAAUUGCAAAUAUAACCGCAACAAAGCUACCGUUGCCCAGAGUGCGGCACAGGCACGAGCCGGCGCCCGUCACACCCGGCACCAUGAUGGAAGGAGGCAUGCAGCUGCUGAACCGCGACGGCCACAGCAUUUCACACAACUCCAAGCGCCACUACCACGACUCCUUCGUGUCCAUGAACAGGAUGCGGCAGCGCGGGCUGCUGUGCGACAUCGUGCUGCACGUCUCCAACAAGGAGAUUAAGGCGCAUAAAGUGGUGCUCGCGUCGUGCAGCCCUUACUUCCAAGCCAUGUUUACUAAUGAGAUGUCAGAGAGUCGUCAGACCCACGUGACGCUACACGAUAUCGACCCCCAGGCGUUGGAGCAGCUGGUCCAGUACGCCUACACGGCAGAGAUAGUUGUCGGGGAGGGUAAUGUUCAGACAUUGCUUCCGGCGGCGAGCUUACUGCAGCUCAACGGGGUGCGGGACGCCUGCUGCAAGUUCCUCCUCAGCCAGCUGGACCCCUCCAACUGCCUGGGCAUCCGAGGCUUUGCCGACACGCACUCCUGCAGCGAUCUUCUCAAAUCGGCGCACAAGUACGUCCUGCAGCACUUUGUGGAGGUCUCCAAGACGGAGGAGUUCAUGCUACUGCCGCUGAAACAGAAAUACCUAAAAACUACCUGGCCAAGACUUGAGGUACUGGAUCUUAUUUCUAGUGACAACCUGAACGUUCCAUCCGAAGAGGAAGUGUACCGGGCUGUGCUAAGCUGGGUUAAACAUGACGUAGAUGGGCGCCGGCCGCAUGUUCCAUGGUUGAUGAAGUGCGUGCGGCUGCCGCUGCUGAGGCGAGACUUCCUCAUUAGCAACGUGGACACGGAGCUGAUGGUGCGUCAUCACUCCGAGUGCAAGGACCUGCUGAUCGAGGCGCUGAAGUAUCACCUGAUGCCCGAGCAGAGAGGCGUGCUCAGUAACAGCCGGACGCGGCCACGGCGCUGCGAGGGCGCCAGCCCUGUUCUCUUCGCUGUCGGUGGCGGCAGUCUGUUUGCCAUUCAUGGAGACUGUGAAGCAUACGAUACCAGGACGGACCGCUGGCACAUGGUGGCAUCCAUGUCCACUCGGCGGGCCCGGGUGGGUGUGGCAGCCAUCGGGAACAGACUCUAUGCUGUUGGAGGGUAUGACGGUACCUCAGACCUGGCAACUGUUGAGUCGUAUGACCCCAUCACUAACUCCUGGCAACCGGAGGUUUCCAUGGGAACGCGGCGGAGCUGUUUAGGCGUGGCGGUCUUGCAUGGGCUGCUGUAUGCUGCCGGGGGUUAUGAUGGAGCUUCGUGUCUUAAUAGUGCUGAGCGUUUCGACCCUCUGACAAGCACGUGGACAUCCAUUGCGGCCAUGAGUACCCGCAGGAGAUAUGUUCGUGUUGCAACUCUAGAUGGCAACCUGUACGCAGUGGGUGGCUACGAUAGCUCCUCACAUCUUGCAACGGUGGAGAAGUACGAUCCUCAGAGCAACGCGUGGACAUCUAUCGCCAACAUGCUGAGUCGCCGCAGCAGCGCUGGGGUCGCCGUGCUGGACGGUAUGCUGUAUGUGGCGGGAGGGAACGACGGGACCAGCUGCCUCAACUCUGUGGAAAGGUUCAACCCCAAGAGCAACUCCUGGGAGGGCGUGGCUGCCAUGAACAUACGCAGGAGUACUCACGACUUGGUAGCUAUGGACGGCUGGUUGUAUGCCGUAGGAGGAAACGACGGCAGCUCCAGCCUCAACUCCAUCGAGAAGUACAACCCUCGCAGCAACAAGUGGGUAGCGGCCUCCUGCAUGUUCACCCGCCGCAGCAGCGUGGGCGUGGCCGUGCUGGAGCUCCUCAACUUCCCACCGCCGUCCUCGCCCAACCUGUCGGUGUCUUCCACAAGCCUUUGACACGGGGUCAUGGCUUGGCUGACCUCGGCCUCCACCGCUACUGCUCAGACCGGCUCUGGGAAGAGACGUAACUGCUCGGUUUGAGGAGAGGGAGGAGAAAGAGCAGAAGUGUGAAUGAGGCUACUGGCUUGGCUGAGCAGACAUGACCCAAUAUCACAAUUGCACUGUAAACAACAAUUGGGAAACAAUAAUUCUACAAGAUUUUCCUGUUCAGGGUCAAGGAUGGGCUAGAGCUUAUCCCAGCUGUAUUUGGGUGAGUGUUUGGGUACACCCGAGACCGGACACAUACAAACAACAAUGCACACUUACAUUCACACCUAUGAAGAAUUUAGGCUACAACUAAUACUUGAGGCUCCUAAAAAAUGAAGUCAUACUUUGCCAUAGCAAUCCCUUUCAUAAAAGUGUAAUAAAAAAUAAUCGCUUCACAUUUUUAGACCUCACUAAAGAUAUACAGUUCAUAUUAUUUCAUAAAAAACUAUUUAAAGUACCCCUACAUUUUUAGUAGUAGAAGACAAAAUGUGCAAUAUUUUCCAAUAUCAACCCUUAAUAAUAAUAAUAGUUUAAAAUAAUAUAUUGCUACUGGUAAUUUAUGACAACACUGAUUUUCAUCUAUUAUUCCUUUGUAGCAAUGAUUGUUUAUAUUAGGGGUGUCAAAAAAAAUCGAUUCUUGAAUUAAUCGCGAUUCUUAUUUGUAACAAUUCUUAAUCGAUUAAAAAAAAGCAAAAAUCUAUUAAAAUAGUGUGUGUGU